This is a messenger RNA of Cotesia congregata, 1302 nucleotides long. NCBI's taxonomy places the organism in Eukaryota, Metazoa, Arthropoda, Insecta, Hymenoptera, Braconidae. The record is from the annotation of a GenBank genome assembly.
AUGUUGUUUAGUUGGAUUGCGGUUUUUUUACAAUAUUGCUUAAUUCAUGAAAGUAACCAGGUUGGAAGAACAGGGUUUGGUCCAGGAAAUCAAGACUGGGGUUAUGUGACAGUGAGACCUGGAGCGUACAUGUUUUGGUGGCUCUAUUACGUUAAUCCAACAACAGUAUCACUUGAAAAUUCAAACCCUUUCAACAAACCCCUGAUUGUUUGGCUGCAAGGAGGUCCGGGAGAAUCGGGCACUGGAUAUGGAAAUUUUAAUGAAAUUGGUCCACUGGACAUAAAUCUCAAAAGAAGAAAUUAUACAUGGAUCAAUGAUUACAAUGUUCUAUUUAUCGACAAUCCAGUGGGGACUGGUUUUAGUUAUGUCGAUACGAUUCAAAUGAUGGCACAGAAUUUGACGCAAGUUGGCCAUGAUCUUGUAGCACUAAUGAAAGUAUUCUUAGAAAAGAUUCCACAAUUUAAAAAUGUUCCGACUCAUAUUGUCGGCGAAUCUUACGGAGGAAAUAUGGCUGUGCAAUUUGCUCAUCUAUGGUUUCAGGCUCAAAAGUACAGAACAAUCAUCAGUAAUUUAAAAGGAAUAGCUUUGGGUGAUGCGCCUAUAUCUUUUAAGGAAACGGUUAAAUGUACAGCUCCAUACUUAUUGAAUUUGAUCGAGAGUAUUGCUCAAAAAACCCUCAAGUUAUUGAAUGAAGAACAAUGGUCUGAAGCAAUGAAAAGUCAUAGUCUUACGUAUGCAACUAUAAAUAAUCUUAGUGCAGAGAUUUCUAUGUAUAACAUUCUACAACCAAAAAAACUAACAAUUUCUGACUCCCACAAAUAUUUUACUUCCUUGCGGUCGACUAUCAAAGAAGUUAAUGUCGAUAGUCAGAUACAAAUAAUUAUGGAACACGCAGUUAAAAGGAGACUUGAGAUUGAUCAUAGCAGAAAUUACACAUUGUUUUCGGAUGUGGUCUGGGAUGUACUGAGUAGCCAACUUAUGAAACCCACGGAGCGUAUUGUUGAGAAGCUAUUGAACGAAACAAAUCUGAAAAUCUUUGUAUACACUGGGCAGUUGGAUUUGAUUGUUCCAACUCCUAGCACUAUAAGCUGGGUAGAAAAUUUGAAAUGGACGUAUGCUGAAGAGUGGAAUAACGCCAUCCGGGUACCAUUUACUGUUGACAAUAUUAUAGAAGGAUAUGUUAAAGAGUACAAAAAUUUUAAAUUGUAUUGGAUAGACAGAUCUGGACACUCGGCUGCAAAAGAUAAUCCAUACGCAAUAAAUGCAAUGCUUCAAGAUUUAACAUCCAUCAUAACUCCAAAU